Messenger RNA from Pseudopipra pipra, 1847 nucleotides. RefSeq names its product CDK5 regulatory subunit associated protein 1 (gene CDK5RAP1). Gene Ontology annotation, biological process: negative regulation of cyclin-dependent protein serine/threonine kinase activity; tRNA modification. Gene Ontology annotation, molecular function: 4 iron, 4 sulfur cluster binding; methylthiotransferase activity. Lineage: Eukaryota; Metazoa; Chordata; Aves; Passeriformes; Pipridae. Gene Ontology annotation, cellular component: mitochondrion. The record is from RefSeq and is a predicted model, not a curated record. The transcript is spliced from 13 exons. The coding region runs from base 16 to 1704 and encodes 562 amino acids.
CCCCCGGCCGCGGCCAUGCUGCCCGGGGCCCGAGCGCUGCGGGCGGCGGGGCUGCUGCGCCCGCCCAGGGCCGGGCCCCGCACCGGGACCGCCCGCAGAGCGCACUGCGGGCCGGGACAGCGGCCGGAGGGGCGCGGGGCCGCGCUGCCCGCGGGGCCCGACCUGCGGCACUUUCUGAGGGCAGCGGCCGUGAGGGAGACGGGGCCACCGCCCGAGACGGGCUCUGCCCCCGGGGCCCCGAAAGUUUACCUGGAGACCUAUGGCUGCCAGAUGAACGUCAAUGACACGGAGAUCGCCUGGGCCAUCCUGCAGAGGAAUGGCUAUGCCAGGACAAAGGAGCUGGAUGAGGCAGAUGUGGUUCUCCUUGUCACCUGUUCCGUGAGGGAGAAGGCAGAGCAGGCCAUCUGGAACCGGCUGCAGCACCUCAAGGCGCUGAAGGCCCGUCGGCAGCAGGCUCGUGCACCCCUGCGCAUCGGGAUCCUGGGAUGCAUGGCUGAGAGGCUUAAGGAGGAGAUUCUGCACAGGGAGAAGCUGGUCGAUGUCGUGGCAGGCCCGGAUGCCUAUCGCGACCUGCCCCGGCUGCUGGCUGUGGCAGAGUCUGGCCAGCAAGCUGCCAAUGUCCUGCUGUCCCUAGAUGAGACUUAUGCAGACAUUCUGCCUGUCCAGACUAGUGCAGGUGGCACGACAGCGUUUGUGUCCAUCAUGCGGGGCUGUGACAACAUGUGCACCUAUUGCAUCGUGCCCUUCACCCGAGGCCGGGAAAGGAGCCGCCCCAUCGCAUCCAUCCUGCAGGAAGUGAGGAUGCUCUCGGAUCAGGGAGUGAAAGAAGUGACCCUCUUGGGUCAGAACGUCAACAGCUACAGAGACCUGUCUGAGGUGCAGUUCCAGUCAGCAGCUGCCCCAGGCCUCAGCCGUGGCUUUAGCACAGUCUACAAAGCCAAACAGGGAGGUUUGCGCUUCGCACACCUGCUGGACCAGGUCUCUAGGAUUGAUCCAGAAAUGAGGAUCCGUUUCACCUCUCCACACCCCAAGGAUUUUCCUGAUGAGGUCCUGCAGCUCAUCCAGGAGCGACACAACAUCUGCAAACAGCUGCACCUCCCAGCCCAGAGCGGGAGCACACGAGUGCUGGAGGCCAUGCGGCGAGGAUACACAAGAGAAGCGUAUUUAGAUCUUGUGCACCACGUGCGUGACUCCAUCCCAGGAGUGAGCUUAAGCAGUGAUUUCAUCACUGGAUUCUGUGGGGAGACAGAAGAAGAUCACCAGCAGACCAUGUCCUUGCUGAGGGAAGUCCGCUACAAUGUUGGCUUCCUGUUUGCCUACAGCAUGAGACAGAAGACCCGGGCGUAUCACCGGCUGCAGGACGAUGUGCCCGCGGACGUGAAGAGGCGGUGGCUGGAGGAGCUCAUCGCCGCCUUCCGAGAGGAGGCUGCCAGGGCCAACGCGGCGCUGGUGGGGCAGGACCAGCUGGUGCUGGUUGAGGGGCCCAGCAAGCGCUCUGCCUCGGAGCUGUGUGGGAGGAAUGACGGCAACAUCAAGGUGAUCUUCCCUGAUGCCGAGCUGGAGGAUGCUGCGGACUGCGGGGCUCCGGGCAGAGCCCGGCCGGGGGACUACGUGGUGGUGAAGGUGACCUCUGCCAGCUCACAGACCCUGAGGGGAGUUCCACUCUGCCGGACAACCCUGUCCCGUGCUGCUGCCUGUCACUGAGGGUCCCUGCUGCCCGUGGAUGGAAGCAGCACGUUUUCUCCAGGAAGAAACAAGAAAGUGUUGUCAGGUGGAGAUAUAUGUAUAUUAAAAUUUAUUUGUGAAAUAAUAAAAUACAUAUAUAUUUCUGCUUUGGCUACAACGUA